Cryptomeria japonica (Japanese cedar) is the source of this 2922-nucleotide messenger RNA. RefSeq lists its product as uncharacterized. Lineage: Eukaryota; Viridiplantae; Streptophyta; Pinopsida; Cupressales; Cupressaceae. The coding region runs from base 79 to 2712 and encodes 877 amino acids. The transcript has a single exon. The record is from RefSeq and is a predicted model, not a curated record.
UCAAAAUGGCAUCUAUAAAGCUGCAGGUUACCAUGAGGAUUGGGGUGUGUGUGGUUUGAUUUUUUCUAUUGAACCACAAUGUCUGUUCUUGUUUGGGAGGCCAUCUGUGCUGGAAACUAUUCUGCGUGGACUGCGUUGCAUGAUUUUGCGCUCCAUAUUCGAGUACAAUGGCUGGUAAGGAUUUUAGUACUCACUAGCAUGAUGUUGCAGCUUGUUCUGGUUGUUCUGGGUGCACGCAGAUAUCUUACUUCAAGUGGUACUUUGCGUUUUCUUGUUUGGGGAGCCUACAUUUCUGCGGAUGCUGUGGCUAUUUCUGCACUUGGGAUCAUGAUGCACAGCGAUCGGAAGGAGAUUUAUGGAAUAUGGGCUCCAGUGUUACUGAUUCAUUUAGGGGGACCAGAUGCUAUAACUGCUUACUCCAUGGCUGAUAAUGAGCUGUGGAUGAGACAUGGAUUCAAUAUGGUUUAUCAAGUUUGUGUGGCAGUGUAUGUCAUUUAUGCAUCAUCAAUGAAACUCCGUUCAUUGGCUGCUGCUAUUCUUCUACUGCUUGUAGGAUUCCUUAAGUAUGGCGAAAGGACACUUGCUUUGAGGUAUGGCAGUUAUCCUCGAAUCGUUAUGUCAAGUCUGCCAAUUUCUAAAUGUAUGGAGAUAAAAUGUGUUGCACAAGAAUGCAAAUAUGUUGUUAUGGGAGAGGAUAAAGUGGAGCAGGCGUCGUCUUCGCGGAAAGGGAGGCCAAAAGAAGAGUUACAGAUGUCUUCACUGAAAGGAAAAGACAUAGUAACUAUUGAGGAUGUUGAGCAGGUUGGUAACGAUGAGAAGGACGAUAAGCGGAGAUUUGUUACAGAUAGAGGGUACGAGCUCUGCCUUUCCCAUGCGUUGUUCAAAAUGUAUAAGCGGAGGUUUGGGAGUUUGUAUUUUGUUGAGGGGGAUUGGAAGGAGACCAGAGCUUUUUGGGUUAACCGUAGUGGAGGAGAGGCAUUCAGAAUUGUAGAGAUGGAGUUAAAAUUCAUGUACGAUGCGGUCUUCUCCAAGUACAGCAACGCAGGGUUCACUAAGUGGGGGAUGGCAGUGCGUUUUCUCAGCACCAUUCUCAUGGGAACAGCAGGGUUUCUAAUUUUGGGAGAGAGAGAAUCCAGACAAGCACAGCGGAUGGUGACAUACGUUUUGAUUUCAGUAGCGUUUCUGGUUGAGGUCUUUCAGAUAUGGCGAGUCAUAGUGUCCGACUGGACCAGGGUCCAUUUAAUUUGUGCUUAUGUGGCAUAUAGGCGCCUAGAAAGCCGGAGCGGAUUUUGCUAUGUUCUUCAGUGGUGCAGAUUUCAGGUGAUAAAGAUUACCAUGAUUGUGAUAAGCAAGUUUCAGGAAUUUAGUAGUGGAGGAAAUAGAUACUUGAGCGAGGUUGUUGGAGGAGAUAGAUACUGGAGCGACCAAAUUCCGCAACACUGCCUAAUAGAGACUUGGCUUAAUUCGUCUCCUAUAAUGUGUAAGAUGGCUGGACUUUUUCCCAAGCCAGAGAGAUCUAUUGUAAGCUGGUACACCAAAAUAUGGCAUGUCAACAACGUGCCUGUCGAAGAUGAUCUCAAAGACUUCAUUUUUAAAAUCCUCAAAAAGGCAUGUUCUGAGGAGAAUCGUACUGAACAAUGCAAACAGAAAUUUUACAACUUUGAGAAGGAUCUGUUUCAAGGAGAAACUGAAAUCCAGGAGAUAUUGAAGUCGCAUGUCAAUCUGGAGGAGGUCAUUCUGAUAUGGCAUAUAGCUACCACUUUAUGUGACAGGAAGAGAAGAGAGACUGAGAAAGAAUUGCCCCAGAAGAACGAGACAGAGGAAAAAUUGGCUCAACAGAGAGAGCUGAAUGAGAAGAAUGUUAAGUGGAGUAUAACACUGUCGAGGUACUGCGCAUAUCUGCUAAUGUCACGCCCCCAUCUUUUGCCCCUCCACCCCAAGAUGGCAAGGAUUGUAUACAUGCAACUUGUGAACCAACUUCUGGACAAACUUACCUUGGGCAGUAUUAUUCACAAAAAUCCUGAAUAUCUGUUAGGCAGCAAAAAGAAUGAUGAUCUGUUAGGCUCCGGGGCAAAACUAGCUCACCAGCUGCUGAAGAAACAAGAAGGUGAUAUGUGGAAGUUAUUGGCGGAGUAUUGGGGUAAGUUGGUAAUAUACAUGGCGUUGUACAAUAAGGCAAUAUAUCAUGCAGAGUGCGUGGCUGCAGGAGGAGAAUUUCUGAGUCAAGUGUGGGUUUUAUUAGCUCAUAUGGGAUGUGGAGAACAGUCUGACUCUGAUGUAACCAAGAAGGUAGAGAUGGCGUCGAAUAAGGAAUUAUCAGUGGGCGAGAGGAGUACUGAACAAGAUCCAGCUGAAAUGAGAAAAGAACUAGAAACAGCGAAGAAGGGUUUGAGUGAUCGUGAAAACGAUUUGAAAAAUCGUGAAAAGGAAUUAGAUACAGUGAAGAAGGAUUUCAAUGAUCGUGAAAAUGCUUUCACUGCAAUGGAGAAGGAGUUAGCUUUAAUGAAGAAGGAUUUGAGUGAUCGUGAAAAGGAAUUAUCUGCAACGAAGGGGGGUUUAAGUAACCCUGAACAAGAAUUAGCUGCAGCGAAGAAAAUUUCGAGUGAUCUUGAGGAGGAACUUGCCGCAACGAAGAAGAUCUUGCGUGAUCGUGAAGAAGAUUUUGCUGCAAUGAAGAAGAAUUUGCUCCUUCGUAAAGGAAAUUUUGAAUGAUCGUGAAAAACAAUUAGUGAAGACAAAGUUGAAUCUGAAACGACCUGCUUUUUAUAAGAGGAGACCUUUGUUCAUUCUCUUAUCAUCUCAUCUGUAGUACUUUUAACUUCUUUUUUAAUGUUGAUGUUAAACUGCUCAACAUGAGUAUGUUAAGAACGUUUAAAAUACUACACAAUGGUAAAUGUUAUGCAUGUCUUACACAAUAUAAAU